UGUUUUAGGACCUGAGGUAGUCUCCAUAGAGUAUAGAGAUAACGUCUUUCCCGCCUGGGUCUCUACUCUUCCUUUCACUGUGUCAAACAUUGCAGGCAUCUUUGUUUUCGUACAUUUGGUUAACUUGCAAUUGACCAUCUAGUCUAUACCAGAAGCUGUUGUUGCAUCAAGGGAGAGCUCAAAUCUACCCAACGCUUAGCUCACCUCGUCUAUAAGGCAACUCUCCCCCGAAUAACCACAACUUCAUCUUUUCACUCUCCACCGAUUGAGCAACACAUCUCACUUACUACAUGGACACAAUGUCGUCGGAACAGCAACAACACCAGGCCCCCCGCUUCUGCGCCGACUGCUUCAAGGGCACGCUCCGCGGCGACACCGAGCUCAAGGGCACCGUGGAGACCGUCUACGGCCUGCCGACGUACGUCGCGCGCCCUGGGCCGGGCCGCGGCGAGCCCGCGGGCGUCGUCGUCAUCUUGCCGGACGCGAUGGGGUGGGAGCUGCAGAAUACGCGCGCGCUGGCGGAUGCGUAUGCGAAUAGGAUCCCGGCGGUGGUGCUGCUUCCUGAAUUGAUGAAUGGCUACGCCAUCCCAGCGACCGCGCUCGCCAUGACUGACAAAAUGGAGGCCGAAAAGUCGUGGUGGAGAAAAUACCUCCUCAUCGCGCCCGUCAUGGUCGCGACGAUGCUGCGCUACUUCAUCCCCCUCGUCAUCGCCACCCGCUCCAGCGUCGUCGUCCCGCGCAUAGAGAAUUACCUCCGCGCCGUCCGCCUCUCGCCACCGUCGCCGCUCCCUCCCCGUCCAUCGACCUCGACCUCAUCCUCCGCCGGUGAGGCAUCCGCUAAGAAAGACACCAAGAUCGGCGUCGCGGGCUUCUGCUGGGGCGGAAAAUUCACCGUCCUACUCUCCCAGCUCGCCGCGGGACCGUUCGGCGGCGAGAGGCUCAUCGACUGCGGCUUCACGGCGCACCCGAGCUUCCUCACGUUGCCGGGCGAUCUGGAGAAGGUGGUGCUGCCGCUGAGCGUGGCGAACGGGGACGACGAUAUGAUGAUGCCCCGGGCGCGGAUGGUGGAGGCAAAGAGCGUGCUGGGGAAGAAGGGGGAGGACUUUGAGAUUGUGGAGUAUGUCGGUGCCACGCACGGGUUCGCUGUGAGGGGGAACCCGAAUGAUCAACGGCAGGCGGAGUUCGGGAUGAGGGCGGAGGAUCAGGCUGUUGGGUGGUUUCGGCGGUGGUUUGGGCUCGGUGCUUGAGUGAAUGGGUGAGGGAUGGGAUGGGAUGGGAUGAAUUGGGACCAGGAAUGGUUGAUCGAGAUUGGUUUGACGCGGAUCACCUUUCCAUCACACUUCGAAAGUGACUGCAAGUCUUCUGUCUUUCACCUUAUGUACGCGCGGGCUGAAAGCGAGUAUAGUAGUUUUCGGUAAUGAUAGGACUGGGGUCGAAUUCAGGCUUGCUAAUGUUGCGAGGCUCACAACCUCCCCUUGAUACUCUUUACCUGUGAGUACCAAGACCGUUGGCGGGCACGGCAAGUUCAAGUUACCUCUAGCUAGAUGAUAACUCAACAAAAGACACUUGAACAAAAUUCAAGCCAAGCGACCACUGAGUCCACAAUAUCCAACUCAAAAACAUGCAUACGCCAAAUUGACAUCACUUAGGCAAACCUUGGACAUCGCCAACAGUCAAAAAGGCAAAAGAUAAUGGUUCUCCCCUUCCAGAAUCGAACU
Molecule: messenger RNA, 1718 nt
Organism: Colletotrichum acutatum
Lineage: Eukaryota; Fungi; Ascomycota; Sordariomycetes; Glomerellales; Glomerellaceae
Exons: 2
Coding region: 291-1247 (318 amino acids)
Molecular function (GO): hydrolase activity
Source: RefSeq, a predicted model, not a curated record